AUGAUCUCAAACAAAACACUAUUACUCUUCGGAGCGAUUUUCGGAACUCUCUUGUCGUUAGCUCAGAGUUCACAUUGGGAACACGAAGAGGUAGAACACUAUGACUCCCACCCUCGAUACAAGUUCGAAUACAGCGUUCACGAUCCGCACACCCACGACAUAAAGAGCCAGGAGGAGUCGAGAGAUGGUGACUACGUCAAAGGAUAUUACAAGCUGAAGGAGUCCGACGGCUCGGUCCGAGAGGUACACUACACAGCCGACAAACACAGCGGCUUCAACACCAAAGUCACCAAGGACGGACUGCCGCUAUAUGAAGGACACCAAGAGCCCAGCUCUCACCACUACAGCACUGCCCACGGUGCCCACCAAUAUAGUGAGGGCAGCCAUUAUGGGGGACACCACGCCACCAGCACUCAGGACCAGAACAGCAAGCACUACCACCAGCACAAGGUUGUUCUUCCUCAUCACCACUAA
This is a messenger RNA of Nezara viridula (southern green stink bug), 474 nucleotides long. The record is from the annotation of a GenBank genome assembly. Lineage: Eukaryota; Metazoa; Arthropoda; Insecta; Hemiptera; Pentatomidae.